AUGGAGUCUCAACCCGACCCAGCUCCUCCCGCGCGCCCGGUCGAGACCGACCCGUCCUUGAGGAGACGAACCAGCUGCUUCGAUGUGCUCAAGAAAUUCGGCAAGUCUGCUUGGAGAAAAUUCGGUGCCGCCGCCAAAGAUUCCAGGACCAAUGUGCCUGCACAGCCCCAGCCGCCCAUUCAGUCUUUGGUCGUCGACGACAACGAGGAAAAUGUCCCGCCCACCGAAAACGAUCCCAGCACAGGGAAUCGCUUGGAGGUUGAUCCAAAUGAGACAUUCGAGUUAAAUUUCAAGAUUACGCCAUUUUCAACUCUGCCUAAUGCCGCCACUCGUGAGCGUCUCGCUGUGCUGUGUGCUCGUUACGGCCUGCAGUACGAUGACGGAACUUCAGACGCUCCGGGCCAGCUACGCGUUCCAAGGAAGACCAAGCAACGCGUUCGUGUGUCGUGCCACGUCUGCAAGUCCGUCUUCAAAGGCGAGCGUGUUUGCCAGAAAUGCGGACACGGCAAAUGCGAGGAUUGUCCGCGACGGUCUGUGACCGAGCCCAGGCCAACACCUGAAAGUGCCGUCGUUGUAUCCAUCGAUUCGUCUUCGGAUGACGACGAGCAGUCGGCGAAAGGCGCGAAGGAUGCGGAGCCGCGGCCAGAAACCUCAAAACCAGACGCUUCCCUGCCAAUCGUUGAAUUUUCCAAAUACACUUGCCACAAAUGUUCUGGCGAAUUUGCCUCUGUUACGAACACACCUUGCAGCAACUGUGGACACGAAAAGCGGUCAGGUCAAUGGGCCACAACAGCUCCGAGUAUAUCGACCAUGCAGGCAAAGGGUACGGCAUUUUUGCCAUCAAUGUGGUACUUUGUUCGGGCCAAGGUCGAGGACCUGCAGCCAGUGCAUGCAUACUCGGUGCAAGUCCUGCACUAG
Verruconis gallopava is the source of this 918-nucleotide messenger RNA. RefSeq lists its product as uncharacterized. The record is from RefSeq and is a predicted model, not a curated record. NCBI's taxonomy places the organism in Eukaryota, Fungi, Ascomycota, Dothideomycetes, Venturiales, Sympoventuriaceae. The transcript is spliced from 3 exons. The coding region runs from base 1 to 918 and encodes 305 amino acids.